AAGUUAUUAGUUGCUAGCCAAUCUAUCUAGAAGCCUGGCUUUUUUAAUUCGGGUUACGACGGUCUUGUUUAUCUGUGUUGUAAACGUUGAUUCCUCACGCUUUGAUUUGUGUAGCUAAUAUUGCACCUAGUUAGCUAUGUUAGCUAACUUGGCUAAAUUAGGUCAUAGAAUGUGCGCCAACCAGUCGGUAAGUUAUUAACUAACGUUAGCUAGUAAAACUCAGAAUGACACUGGCUGUAAAGUCAGGUGCAGAAGACAGUGUUACAAAAUGUCUCUUAUUCCUUGAUCAUGACUCUGUUCCAAUACAUUACACAUAAGUCAUUGGACGAAGGCGUUUUCUACAAGGGGGAGUUUUAAGAUCCCAACGCUCAGUUUGAACAUUAACACGCGUCGCUGUUUUGGAAGAAUAAGGAACUUAUCUUUUAUAUCAGCGAGACAAAUGUUUGUCAAAAUGUGAUUGAUACGGGCCCUGUUAUGGUUAGUGUUCCCCACACGGCCAUUUCUCCAUGUUKCAGCGCUUGUUUACGGAAGACGAGGCAACAAUGUGCUAACUAGCCAUAUACCAUGCUCCAACACCUGUGUGGAAGUGUAACUCUGGAAGUGUAGUUUAGUCGGGUAGAGGCACCCAUAGCUGUAAAGAGCUGUUCAAAACGGCUACAGCAGGUUUUCAAAACCGCUGCAGGAACCCCUGUUUAUACUUCUAUUGGUCCAUUUUUAAGCUACACAUUUUUAAGCUAUGACUCCGGUAGGCAGAGGCUCUCCAGUACACUAGGUGWCGGUAAUACACCAUAACGUUGGAUGCCGACCGCCGAUAAAUCCCACAGAAGAAGGAAGCGAGGGGGACAACGGAGCCCAGUGAUAAAUGAACCAUGGCUGAGCCAAUGGAGAAUGGCUUGUUUGACAUUCCUGACUAUGACAACAUAGAUGACGAGACCUUUCCUCCUCUGCCCCCUCCCUUCUCACCAGGAGAGGGAGGAGAUCCUUUUACAGGGGAGGAGGACGGAGAGAUCUCCAAGCUGGCCGAAGUCCCUGCUGCCAAGAGGAGAGGCGUCAAGAGACCACAGCCUAAACUGGACUCUCAGAGGCUGACAUCAGAAAGAGGACUUCCGGCUCUUCGCACCCUGUUUGACAACGUUCAUUUCAAAGGCAAAGGACAUGAG
This is a messenger RNA of Salvelinus sp. IW2-2015, 1160 nucleotides long. Lineage: Eukaryota; Metazoa; Chordata; Actinopteri; Salmoniformes; Salmonidae. The record is from RefSeq and is a predicted model, not a curated record.